AUGCCUAGUGACUUUAUGACGAUUAUAAAAUAUAACCGCGUGGUGCAGUCGAGCGUAAGAGGACACGCAGUCGUUAUUGACGAUCCUCAUGACUCGAGCCGAACGAACAAAUUGAUUGUAAUACAAUUUAGACAAACUUGUCCCCUUGGCUCAAGGGAUCAGGUCGUCGAGAAUAUUAUACACCCGAUAAAUAUUAACUACUUUAACUUACGUUCAAGGUUCCACUGUUCCUGCAGGAUAGAAGUAUGCUGCCGUGUGGUUGCUGUUCUCGUGGUCUGUGCUGUACGACAAUUAAAGUACGAGUGCAGUGUGUUCAAAAAUUUCCUAUCACUACCGUUUCACCUAUUGCUAGUUCAUAACACUUGUUUCAAUACAUAUACCGACGACCCCCUUCCAUUUGACUUCCUCCAAAAAACGUUGGUGCUUUCGUUUAUCUCCAGUGACACGAUUAACAAAAGCCAAAAGAUUCGUCACCUCGUGAAGAGCCGAUAUAUGCAAACGCGUCCAACGGAAACCGACGAAAACUGCAGCAGCAAUAUAACCACUAAAACACGGUUUUGGCUGUUCUAUUCCAUUAACGGACUCUUCUUCUUAUUUAUAGUAAUAAUUUCGCAUAUUAUAGUUGAUUACCUAAUGAUUAUAUUAUAUUUGUAUUACUUUUUAAGUUUUCCCGUCACCUGAAAAUAAUUUGUCAGUGCUAUAAUGAUUCUUUUGCAGACUGUCAAUUAGGUAUAGGUAGGUACAAGGUGUAACAGAAAGACCUGAUAAAUGAAAUUACUUUUGUCCUAAUCAAUACUUGAAACUUUUUUUAAAUUUAUUAAUUUGAAUUUUGAUAAUUUUUUUCAAAUCAUAAUUUUUGGGAAAUUUCAGACAAAUAAAAUCUAAAUCAUUUGUCAUCCAUACAAUUUUUAUAACUUUUUUAUGCGUUUAACUUGUAUCAAUUUUUUUUUUAAUUUGCUAAGCCUGUCUGUUCUAUCAGUAUAAUAUUCGUAGACUUUAUUAAUAUAUUAUUUAAGACAAUUUUUUCUUCAAAAUUAAAAUAAUUAAUACAUGGGGCUUUAAUUCAUUAUUUUUAUUUUUGUAAUAAAUGUAUUAUUUAUGUGGGGGACUUCCACCCAAAAUUGGAAAAAAUAUUUAAAUUUCAGCUUAUUAAUUACCUAAUCACCAAUUUACUCACUAAAUAUAGCUGAACAAAUACUAUAAUACAUGCAAUUGUUUUAAACACAUCUUGUAAAAUUAAUAGUUACUCGAUCGUUUUAAAAUGUAAUAGGUAAUUAAAACUCUAAGUUAGUUUUGGAGCAUUGGACGUAUUGUAUAGGAUGAUUGAUAGGACAGGUACAUAAAAAUAUUAAAAAUCAAAACACUUGUUGUACCUAGUAAAUAUUUCAGUAACAGUGUUUUAAAGAUCAGGUUAAGUACAGUUAAAAUGCAACGACAAUUUAUGUACUUAAAUUUAAAAUAAUGUGUACAUUAUUUGUACAGAUAUGUAGUUAUGCAUACAAUUUAGUUAUGAUAAUAAUAAUUUAGUAUGAUUGAUAAUUAUUAUAAUUCAGUAGGCAUUCAAAAACUUAACUUAAAUAUUCAGUUAUUAAUGUUCAGUUCUUCUGUAUAAAUUAUUUCAUAAGUAUUCGUAGUUUUAUGUGAAUAGAGUGUACCGUGUACAAUUUUUUUAUUUUAUAACUUAACUAGUACCAACAAUUUAUUUGUAAAAAUUAUAUUAUAAUAUUGU
Molecule: messenger RNA, 1729 nt
Organism: Myzus persicae (green peach aphid)
Lineage: Eukaryota; Metazoa; Arthropoda; Insecta; Hemiptera; Aphididae
Exons: 4
Coding region: 1-681 (226 amino acids)
Source: RefSeq, a predicted model, not a curated record